Messenger RNA from Paraglomus occultum, 351 nucleotides. The record is from the annotation of a GenBank genome assembly. NCBI's taxonomy places the organism in Eukaryota, Fungi, Glomeromycota, Glomeromycetes, Paraglomerales, Paraglomeraceae.
AUGGCAGAAACAACUGCACACAUCAAAGAUGAUGAAAGUACUGUCACAGAGGACACUCCCGUUACAGAAGGAGUAGGGUAUUGGCUCAAACAACGCGAAGAAUGGACAAGAGGCCACAGCAGUACUCUAGUAGAGUCACCAAAUAGUAACAACCCUGCGCUGCGAGAAAUUGUUCCCGAUAACUAUUUAAAAAUCUACACACACCUCGUUCGCAAUAGGAGGAAAUUGUCAAAACCCAUCCCAUUAUCUUUUGCGAUCAAAAUACUGGUGGCAGGCUGGAAAGCCGAUGGUACUUGGCCAACUGAAGAAAGUGUCAGCCAAUCUUCAAUACAAGAGAGCACGAGAAAUUGA